GCACGCCUCUAGGGACGGGUUCAGUGUACUAUAAAGCACUGGAUUUCUUGGGGCCUUUGUCCCGUUGGCAUCGCUCCAUACGCUGCUUGUGUGUUUUGCUAUGGCGGCGGGAAUAAGCGAAGGGCUGACAACUUGAUAUGAUACUGAUUUGACACUCUUGGGUGCCCUGCGGGUGGUUCGAGGGAACGCCGGCGUAACCCGCGAUCGCCGGUAAACUUCGGCCAGAAUUUACAAAACCAAGGUGUGCAUUUCUUAACUUUGUGUUCAACUUCCUUGCGCUGGCCUGCAGGGUUGACGACAAUUGACUGAUGGCUUUCGAGCUGGAGGUAUGUGUGGACUCGGUGACGUCGGCGCUGAUAGCUGCAGAGUCGGGGGCCACACGAUUGGAGCUAUGUUCUGGUUUGGCUGUCGGAGGACUGACCCCCAGCUUUGGCUUGUUCCAAGCAAUCCGGCAGCGAGUUCCCCUGCCGAUCAUGGUGCUGGUGCGGCCGAGGGCUGGCGACUUCUGCUACACGGCCGAGGAAGUCGAGGCCAUGGUGACCGACAUCACCCUGUUUCGGCAAAACGGCGCACACGGCUUUGUCAUAGGGGCACUCACCAGGGAAGGUGAUGUCGACAUGCCCACCUGCCAGCGGCUGCUUGCUGCUGCUGGUCCACAAGCGGACACCACCUUUCACAGAGCAUUUGACGUCGCCAGGAAUCCACAGACGGCCUUGGAGCAGGUGAUCGAGCUUGGCUUUCGGCGUCUGCUAACCAGUGGCCAAGCUGCCAGCGUAGAUCAUGGCUUGGAGCUGCUCGCCAGACUUGCCAACCAGGCCAAGGGCAGAAUACAGUUGAUGCCAGGCGGAGGUGUCCGGGAGUCCAACCUGGCCCACCUGCUGCACGCUACAGGAGUUCGGGCCGUACACGCCUCCGCAAGCGAGCCCGUGCCCACUGCUGCGGCGUCUGCGCUGUCAUUUGGCGAGCUGCGGGUUUGCAGUGCCGCUCGCGUGCGUUCUCUUCUGGCCAUUGUCUAUGCGCAAGGCCACCUGUAGGCGAGCCACGCAGAGUCAUCACGGCGACCAAAGAGUGUGUCUUUCAAGGCUCGUGCAGUGGCCUUUGGUAACGCAUGUGUGAUGCUUUGGGGUGCACGUAACCAUUACCAGGGUUCUCUGUGGAAAUGUGAUCACUGAGCCAGCAUGGGAUUGUGAGCAGCGUGUAUGGAUUUCUCUUGGACUGAGGGACCUGUUGAUUGAGAGUGUGUGGUAAAACACCACUACUUCGGCUUUGCUGGGAUGGAAAGAAAGGUCCGGUUUAUACAGUGGAUCAGGAUAUUGAGAUUGUACAGUAAAAGCUUGUUAAUUAUGAUAUGCUGCAGAAAGAAGCAUUCCAAUUAUCCAGAACAAAGAGAACAGCAAAUGUUUACCAUGCGAAUAUUCCUUCAUUUACUGGGUAAUUAUGUCAUCCUCAUUCAUAUAGUGCACGAAAUCUGCAAUUUCAGUCAUCCUCUGCAAAUCGUAGGCACGUGCAAUUUGGUAGGAGAGCUUGCACGAAAUGUAUGCAGAAUGUCAAGGGUCUCGUAACUUACUUUGCAGCGUGACAUACGCGUCUUAAACUAUGCAGGCAAACUUAUCAUUUACCGAGCUCGCCUGCGAACUGUUUCAUUGCCAUUGGGCUGACUGGCUACUGAUUAUCUGCUGCUGUAGUAAGCAAGUUUGACGAUAGCUCACAGGUCAGAGUCAAACUACAUUCCAUUGUAUUUGCGAACAGUUUCCACAGUGUCUGUCAUACUGCAAGCCUCGUUCAUACUGAGUUGACGCAAAGCAAUAACUGCUUGCGGGUGCUGCCGCCAUCACAGUAGAAGAAUCUCCAGUUGCAAUGAUGGUGAUUGUUGAGCCACAUGGCCGCAUGUCCAACGGAGUGUCGAAUGCAGUGUAAAACGCAUGAAAGAGCGUCAGGCCUUCCUUCCCACAGUACCUUCCCAAGUGACGGAAGGAACACUGAAGUAUUCGAUAAGUCCUGCUGCAUUGUAUUCUUUUUUUUUUCUUCUUCUUUUUCACUAUCUAAUGAAAAUUUCUUAAGGAAAGAUGCUACUCGAAAAAAAAAAAAUAUAUUGUUAUUUGUACUAGAGACUUGAAAAUACAGUUGAAUCUCGAUAAUUCGAACUCAAAGGGAUCCGAGAAUAUGUAUGAACUAAAAGAAGGUCGAAUUAAAAGGACUUGGUUUUGAAGUAUUCGUGCACCAUAGCACAAUGCACGAAUGGUGAGAGUCGUGAAAUGUUGCAGCGCGCAAGCACACAGCGAGCGAGGACCACGAAACUGCCCACGCCGGCCAACGCUCACCUUCCCGACAAUGGCAAAAAAAAAACAGAACUUCCAAGGAGCAAGCUAAGCUGGCCACAGGGCUGGCGGCGCAGGCGCGGAGACCGUCGAAGACGAGGGAGUUACAAGGGAGUUGAGAGGGAGGGUGAAGGGAGCGUAGUUGCGAGGAAGGCCAGGAGGAAAGCGGAUUCACUUUCUCGCCAACUUGCUGGAUGGCGCUAAUUACCUCUGCCACCUAUUGCCUCCGAAGCGGCGGAGUUGCCGAGGUCAGACUGGGCCCCCGCUGCUGCUUUUCCCUCUGCGUGCAUGCUUGUUUUUUCCGUCGUCUGCUGACAGAUCGGCGCUGUGUUUACCUUCUUCGGCCUGCGUGCUUAACGAGAGUCAUGUCUUAUCAAGAUCACGAAGUCAUUGCCGCUGAUCAUAAUCACAUUGGUGUGCUCCUUUCUGUUGCGGCGUCACCGCAUUCAAAAGACAAGGAGAAUGAGGUACUGGGUGUCGCCUUCGUGUCCUUGUAUUCAGGGUUUGUCUUGCCGUACAGAAUCGGAUAUGGCGCACUGUCUCCAACAACCUUUCCACCAGAACGUCUCUGUUCGCACUUGUUUUUUACAAUCAUGCAUCUAAACAGAGGCGUUCCGGCGGAAAGGUUGUUGGAGACAGUGCGCCAUAUCCGAUUCUGUACGGCAAGACAGACCCUGAAUACAAGGACACGAAGGUGCAAACCAGACCAACCAAAACAAGUGCAAGCGAGAGCUGACAUGAGGAGACGAUAGUGCAAAGCAAUCGGUCCGGCUGAACCAGAUGAGAGUACGAAUAGAGCAGUAGGACAGCUCCACAUGAUACCACUUUCCUGUGCAUACGUCACUAGAGGCUACUCUUAUUGGUCUCCUCCACUUGCUUGCCGCAGCGGCAUUCUGCACAACUGCAGAAUGUAGUGAUCUUUGGAGGCUUAAAUUAAAUUUCACCAAAAGCAUCAUCCUGUACCUUAUUUAACUCUUUGUAGACUGCAAAGUGCCAAUAUCUAUCCAAACUGCACGUACAGUUAGUGGAGCUAUGCAAGAAAAGAUGAGUAAACUUCAAGAAAUUAUUUUCACAGACUCAUGAAAUGUAACCUUCUGCUUUCUCAGCUACUGCCGAGAGAAUUGCAAUUUCAAUUAGAUAUCAGCAUUGUACAUAUUAUGAAGAGUAUACGUGCCAGAUUUCAUUAGUACAGUACAGUCAAGUGCACGAGGUUAUUCCCAUAGGAUUCCAAGAAAGACUAGUUGAAGUUUACUAAUCAUUUCUUGUUUAGUUCUGCUAAUUAUACAUGCAGCUUGGAUAGAUGUCUGUGCUUUGCAGUCUACAAAGAGCUAACUAAAUAAGCUACAGCACGAUGCCUUUUGUGACAAUUUAAUACACAAGGAAGGGCCUCUAGAGAUUACUAUAUUUUGCAGUUGUGUAGGACAUAACCACAGAUGUAUAGCAGCUACACAAAAACUAAUGACAUAUUUGAAAUCUACAUGAAAAAGCUGCACGAAUGGCAGUAUUUCCACAUUUGUAGUACAAAUAACAAAACUUAUUUUCGAGUAGCUUGUCCCCUUAAUGGCAAGCUUCCAACUUUCUGUAUUAUAACUACUAAGCUUUUCCUAGUUAAUCGGUGUAUGUGACCAGAAUUAGCAAGCAUCUGGUGGGAACUGAAAUAGUGCACAUUUUCCUAGGUCAAAUAGCAGACCUAUAUGGUAUAGUUUUCCCAAAAUAAUGUAAUAACACCCAUGUACCGUGCCUUGGGCGCACGUUAAAGAACUCCAUGUGGUCAAAAUUAACCCAGAAUCCCCCACUAUGGUGUGCCUCAUAAUCGUAUCGAGGUUUUGUAAGACCCCAGAAAUUAAAUGCUUUUCCCGAAUUAAGGUUUCACUGUACUUCAUGAUUUUUCAUCAGGUGGCUCCUGUACAGCUUAUCAGAUAGUCAAACCUCCACAUAACAAAGCCAUGUCAGUGAAAGUUUUCGUUAUAUGAAAAUUUUAUUCAGACAUGGCUUAUGUGUUGUGGUGGUACUUGGAGCACUGAACACCCUCGUGGAACACUUCCGAUGGAUAGCAUUGUUUUAGGAGCAAGCAUCUGUAGUCGCCGACGGAUUUUUCGGACUCCAACAAUUCGAACUUGAUGGAUAUUCCGGACUUGAUAAAUGUAGCUUCAGGGUUCCCAUAGAGCCAGUGCAUUUUCGCAACCAAAUUUUUUGACGAAUUGAGGCCCCCAAAGUUUGAUUUUCCUAACUAAAUCGCUCAUUCCAAGCCACGCUACCGAUCUUGGGGGGCUGCCAUGUUGGGUUUUCCACAGGCUUGGCAUUCAGUGGCCCACUAUAUAGCCUCCAAAAUUGGAAGGACCACAUUCAACAGAGCGCAUGCGAUAUGUUCCAGUCUUGGGGGCCACGCCUGCCCUUCCUUGGCUGACAAAACGCUCCAGGGGUCAACACUUGUUUCUUUUCCAAUCAGCGCUAUCGUCAGGAUCACUUCAUGCAGGAUCCCCCCUCCCCCCCCCCCCUUUUUUUUCAUUGCUAUUUUGCACGUGGUGUGCCUACAAAGCAGGUGUCUCUCGGAGACUUCACAUCUUUGUGUACGUGUGGCUUUGCAUUUGCGUGAUCGGCACCACCUUGCGUGCCUUUGCGAGAGCCAAUUGGUGCAAAGAAACGUGGCUAGUUUCUCCGUGGCAAUCUCCGGCAACGGAGAUCGCGAAUCCAGCAACACAUUUGUCAGAUUGUAUGUAGAGGCGUCACUCUUGCGCAAAGCUGAGCAAAUUUGAUCACCUUCUAAGCGUAGUAUGUUGCACAGUAUUAUUAGGCACUUUUUUUUUUUUUACGCCGCUCUAAGCCUAAUAUAUUUUUUGUGUGUGUGAACAAGUUUUUCGGACUGUUUGAUUUCUCAGACUAUUUUCAGUCCCCGCGAGCUCCGAAAAAUCGGUCGGCGACUGUACAAAUGAAAUCCUGGUAGAUGCCCAAGCGAUAAUUUUAGUCAAGUGCAUCUGCUGUCACUUGUGAGGGCAAUGCGCAUUCAGGAGAAAGCAAAGCUACAGUGUGGGGCACACGUAGUGCUAGAGAAAUGGCAUUGGACGGACCCACGCACAUUAUGACCAGCAGCCAAUGCUAGGUUUCCAUGUUUUGUUUUCUUUACAAUGCUUCAGUGAAAUCUAGUGUACUCUAGUACACUAUUCUGAGAAUAACAGCUGCUCAGUGGCACUGAUGCUAGCAAAAGAAACGGCUUCUCUUCCUUGGUGCUGCAUUCAUGUAGGAUGCAUGUUCAACUUGACGUUGCCUCCUGCCUGCAACAUCCAUUUCAUGCUGCACCAUAGCCGUGGCCCAAGUGCAUACUGCAGAAUACCUGCGUUAAUCCAUUGUUGUAUGGAACGCAUUGCAGCUGUAGUGGCGCAUGGGUAAUUAUAUCUGGAUGCUGUUUCAAUAGGUAGGGUGGGACAGUCAGAAGUGCAGUGAAAAACAUGGUCAUAAACUGCUCAAUUGAUAUAAGUGGGUUCAAUUGUAUUUAAAAUUUCAAAUAUGAAUGGGAUCAUUCUUGCCGUACGAUUCAAGCAAUCGCUAUUCGAAAUUGUUGGUUAAUUAUUUCUAUUCAAAUGACAGCAUUGGAGAGAGAUGGACCGAUGCAGGACUGUUCUGAACAAUUCUGCUGCAGGGGAGCCACGGUUGUUGUGCCAAGGCACCAGUUCCUGAGCAAACGUACCGAGCAGAUAACCUAUGCUCUCUAAUUUGCAGACAUUCAAUAAGAGUGCCUCACUUUUAGGAGUCCUAUAUUGCAAAUUUGUUGUCAGUUUGGGCUAAGCAAUGCAUUAUUUGACCAGUUUCGGGUUGUCUGCACAUUGUGCUGUAGUAUCCUACGUCUCGCCGUCAAUGAACACUCCAAACGUUGGCUAUAAGAAACUUUUUCACUAAAAUCGUUUUAUUGAUAAUGAUGAUGUUUGGCCACUGCAGGAUGGCUGUUUGUGCAGCAUUAUACCACAGCUCAAAUUUCACACUGUAGUAUGACAUCUGCGAUAUAUUAUGCUAUAAGUUACCUUGCAGUAGAGAAGCCAAACAUUUUCGCAAGUAACAAGCCUCCAAAAUACUUACUACCAGGCAGUUUGGGCAAAAAUAGGUGGAACCUGGCAACCCUGAUGGCAGCAUCAGCUACGUCUGCCACAGUUGGCUGUUGACUGUCAGGACAUCUUUUCUUGUCCCACCUGGUUCGGCCAAUGCUACUUACCAGGUCAUUGUUUGUCACCUAUGGCAAUUGAAAAGCACACUGUUCUGUGCCAAAUUGUACAGUAGUGUUAAGUGUGUCAGUAUUCAGAGCACAGCACAUUGAUGCUCAGUCUGUGUAUUUAGAAUACUGCUGCUUUGCCAUGUGAAAAGCCUUUUGUUAAGAAAGGGAAGCUGCACCAUUAAGCCUGGCCACCAAGAAGUGUAGUAGCAGUGUUGCAUUAUGAACUGAGAGUAAGUAGCAACUUGUUCCUAUAGAUGUGCAAACUUGUGCUGCGUUAGCGGUGCAACUAAAGCUGUAUUACGAAACAGCAAUGUCUCGCCUGGUAGGAAAGUACACAGUGCACUAACACCUUCUGCCUGGCUGACAAAUUUAAUGAGACUCGAGGGAACAGACUUCACCGGUAGCCAUUUUAGAAGCUCACUGCUGUACAGAUAAUAAGGUGCCCUUUGGAACUGGUAGCAGUGGUGAGCCAUUGCUACGAUCAUUUGAAUCAAUGGCUGCCAGUUGGAAAGGUAGUCAUUAAUGUUGCCUUCAGGUGGAUAAAAAAAAAAAAAAACGCUGACCGUAAAACGGCGCACUCCAAAACUGCUUGUACAGGCAACAGCCAUUUUCCUGUUUGCUGUCAUACAAGGCAAAGAAAGUGAUAGUAUUGGUCAAGCUUUGAAAGCGAAAUGACCCCAACUCAAAGUGGCACUACAUCUGUCUUGGUAGGUGUCCGAGAGGUGAAGCAUAAUAUCCAGAUUCUGUUUGCUCGUGCUUUGUAUAUGCCACAGUUCAUCCGUUUUUAUAUAUUUAUAUGUGCGUCAUUCAUGCA
Messenger RNA from Dermacentor albipictus, 7336 nucleotides. Its product is annotated as copper homeostasis protein cutC homolog. The record is from RefSeq and is a predicted model, not a curated record. Gene Ontology annotation, molecular function: copper ion binding. Lineage: Eukaryota; Metazoa; Arthropoda; Arachnida; Ixodida; Ixodidae.